Molecule: messenger RNA, 642 nt
Organism: Closterium sp. NIES-65
Lineage: Eukaryota; Viridiplantae; Streptophyta; Zygnematophyceae; Desmidiales; Closteriaceae
Source: the annotation of a GenBank genome assembly
AUGGCCACCCCCAGUGUUCUCACCUUUGACGCUGAGGGUCGGCCUGUUGACUUUGAGGUCUGCGUAGAUGACCUGCAGCUUUUCCUCCAGUGCGAUAGGGCAGACGGUCUCUCCCUCUUUGACCUCACUUCUGGUGCCUCUCCUGCCCCUGCUGCUAAUGCUGACCCCACUGUUCGCUCACAGUGGGCCACCCGCGAUGCUGCUGCCCGCCUUGCUGUGCGGCGCCACUUGCCUACUGCUGAGCGCGCGCAUUUUAGUCAGUACAAGAGUGCUAAGACCUUGGUACACUUCCUCUCUGUCUGCCCCACCACUCUCACCGUUGACCUCCUCGAGGAGCGCCUCCUAGAAGCAGAGAAGGACCUCGUUGGUCUUGAGUCAGUCAGCGCGGCGUCAACCCCUAGCGGGAGACGCCGCUCAGGCAAGGGCAAGGGGGGCAAGGGCGCUGGAGGAGGUGGCAGGGGCAGUGGAGGAGGCGAUGGAGGCAGGGAAGAGGGGGUGGUAGUGGCGGUGGGAGUGGUGGCGGGGGUGGGGGCGCUAGUGGCGGCAGUGGAGGCAGAGGAGGUGGCGGUGGUGGCGGUGCGAGCGGGGGUAGCGGAAGUGGAGGCGGUGGUGGAGGUAGCGGCGGCAGAGGUGGAGCUGUGA